AUGCCUCAUCAUUAUAUUAAGGUUAAAUCAUCUUCGUGUGUUAAUGAUGAAAAUGGAAAUGAAAAUUUAAAGUUAAAGGAACUUCAGUCAUCAAUAUAUAACAUUGAAGUGGAUGAUGUACUAUCCAAAUUUUCAAAACACAUAAUAUUACUUCCACAAUCGGAUCAUGUACGUGUCUUGCAAACAGUUAUAAGGAAUAAAGAUACUCCAAGGAACGAAUUCUUAUUCAAUGCAGAUUGUCUAAUACGUUUAGUAGUUGAAGAAGGCUUAAAUCAACUUCCCUAUGAAAACGUGUGCGUCACGACCCCCACAGGACAUUCAUAUCAAGGUAUAAGUUUUCUUCGUGGAAAUUGUGGAGUAUCUGUUAUGCGAUCUGGUGAAGCAAUGGAACGUGGCCUAAGAGAUUGUUGUAGAUCUAUGCGUAUCGGAAAGAUAUUGAUACAAAAAGCCAAAGAAAACGAUGUUGAUGCUAAAGUAUAUUAUGCUAAAUUUCCACCGAAUAUUGAAAAUAGAAAGGUUCUAUUAAUGUAUCCUAUUUUAGGUACUGGAAUAACUGUUUUGAAAGCUCUGGAUGUUUUAAGAACUUAUAAUGUUCCUAUAGAAAAUGUAAUAUUGCUUACUUUAUUUGUAUCACCACAAAGUCUUAUCAAUGUUCUAACACGUAAUCCAGCAUUAAGAAUUGUUACAUCAGAAAUCCAUCCAGUUGUACCAAGUCAUUUUGGUCAACGUUAUUUUGGUACAUUUUAA
Molecule: messenger RNA, 747 nt
Organism: Schistosoma curassoni
Lineage: Eukaryota; Metazoa; Platyhelminthes; Trematoda; Strigeidida; Schistosomatidae
Source: the annotation of a GenBank genome assembly